Molecule: messenger RNA, 1056 nt
Organism: Prorocentrum cordatum
Lineage: Eukaryota; Dinophyceae; Prorocentrales; Prorocentraceae
Source: the annotation of a GenBank genome assembly
UCCAGCUGGCUUUCCUGGACGCGAAUGCCAGACUCGGCAGCAUCGUGUCUGACGCAGUGAGAAGUGAAGGAUUCAGGCAGGACGAGGACGAAUCGGGCGGACUGUUCCACGGCAUGCUCUUGGAGACGGGUUUGGCCGCCGCCAACACACUAGUCCCCUCCCUCAGCCAGGACUCCUACACGUUCGUCUCGUCUAAGUCUGAAACACCACAUAGAAUAGACGACAUUGCGGUUGAGCAGAGCAUGAUUCCCGCAUUGGACCAACACCAAGUUCGGUAUGACAUAGAUUCCUGCUGCACUGGCAAGGAACCUUGUCCUGUCUUCAUGCGCUUCGAGUCCCAGGGCUCCACCAAGGCAGCGCAAGGGCAGAGCGGCUACGACGUUUUGGGCACCCAGGACCCUGAUAAGGCAGCAGUCUCCAGGAUGCACUCGGCAGCUUUCCCCACGGUGCCCCACCAGGUCGACAUGAAUCAGCACUUGCACGACAUUAUUCAAUGCAUGUACGUGGGUGCCCAAACCUGCUUCCCUAAACCCGCGCGUACCCCGAUCAAGCCGCAUGCAUCGGAGGAUCUUCUUGGAGUAAUUACCUUCAGAAGGCAAGUGCGACAGGCAUGGCGUCUCUGGGGCAAGCAUGACUCUGGUGGUGUCAGGUGGCUGGUCGCCGCGUCGCUUGAGGCGGGGGCCCCCCGGAACAUCGCCGAUCUAGAGCUGGACUUCUUGGUUUCGGAGCUUUGUCAGGCUUUCGCCGAUUGGGAGACUCAGAUGUUGACGGCAAGCGAGCUAGCUGCGCACAUGCUUGAGUUUCUGGUCAAGUCGAAGCCGGCCUUGAGAAGGGCCUUGCAGCACUCCCGCAACAUGCUGUUAGACGACCUCGCGCAGCAGUUGAGCAGCGCCAGGCUCAAGCACGACAUCAUGAAGGCAGCCAAGAGAAGAGGAGCUGGACCUGACGGACUCAGCAACGAUCUUUUCCAGGUCGCUCCACAAGAAUUCACGCAGAUCUUGUUGCCGUUGUUCGUGAAGAUAGACAUGGCGUCCAGGGAGCCCCUGCUGUUCAAAU